Molecule: messenger RNA, 6928 nt
Organism: Zalophus californianus (California sea lion)
Lineage: Eukaryota; Metazoa; Chordata; Mammalia; Carnivora; Otariidae
Gene: PALS2
Product: membrane palmitoylated protein 6
Exons: 14
Coding region: 309-1973 (554 amino acids)
Cellular component (GO): cell-cell junction; plasma membrane
Molecular function (GO): protein binding
Source: RefSeq, a predicted model, not a curated record
GGGCGGAGUGGGGAGCGAGGGAGGGGGCGGAGGGAAGGGGCGCGGAGAGGAGUGAGAACCGCUUUUCCAAUUCCCAACUACGAGCCCCGAGUUUGUAGAUGGGGCUGCUCGGCGGCGCCUGCGGCUGAGAGAGAGCAGCAGCGGCGGGCGCAGGGGAGCGGUGGCGGCGCGGAGGCGGCCGAGGUGCGAGCCGGCACGAGACUCGUUUGGUCGAAGUGGUUGUGGGCCGAGCACACGUUGCUCCGGAGGCGUUCGCUGCUGAGGCAGUGUUUUCGGAUCCUGGGUACAUAAUCUGGAACCAGAAAGCAAUGCAGCAAGUGUUGGAUAACCUUACGGAGCUGCCCUCAUCUACAGGAGCAGAAGAAAUAGACCUAAUUUUCCUCAAGGGGAUUAUGGAGAAUCCUAUUGUAAAAUCACUUGCUAAGGCUCAUGAGAGGCUAGAAGAUUCAAAACUAGAAGCUGUCAGUGAUAAUAACUUAGAAUUAGUCAAUGAAAUUCUUGAAGAUAUCACUCCCUUAAUAAAUGUGGAUGAAAAUGUGGCAGAACUGGUUGGCAUACUCAAAGAGCCUCAUUUCCAGUCACUGUUGGAGGCCCAUGAUAUCGUGGCAUCAAAAUGUUAUGAUUCACCUCCAUCAAGCCCAGAAAUGAAUAAUUCUUCUAUCAAUAAUCAGUUAUUACCAGUAGAUGCCAUUCGUAUUCUUGGUAUUCACAAAAGAGCUGGGGAGCCAUUGGGUGUAACAUUUAGGGUCGAAAAUAAUGAUCUGGUAAUUGCCCGAAUCCUUCAUGGAGGAAUGAUAGAUCGACAAGGUCUGCUUCAUGUGGGAGAUAUCAUUAAAGAAGUCAAUGGUCAUGAGGUUGGAAACAAUCCAAAGGAAUUACAAGAAUUACUGAAAAAUAUUAGUGGAAGUGUCACCCUAAAAAUUUUACCAAGCUAUAGAGAUACCGUAACCCCUCAACAGAGUUGCAUCAGUAUGGAGAGGCAUCCAGCACACGUCUGUCAGGUGUUUGUGAAAUGUCAUUUUGAUUAUAAUCCAUACAAUGAUAACCUGAUACCCUGCAAAGAAGCAGGAUUGAAGUUUUCAAAAGGAGAAAUUCUUCAAAUUGUGAACAGAGAAGAUCCAAACUGGUGGCAGGCUAGCCAUGUAAAAGAGGGAGGAAGCGCUGGUCUCAUCCCAAGCCAGUUCCUGGAAGAGAAGAGAAAGGCAUUUGUUAGAAGAGACUGGGACAAUUCAGGACCUUUUUGUGGAACCAUAAGUAGCAAAAAAAAGAAAAAGAUGAUGUAUCUCACAACCAGAAAUGCAGAAUUUGAUCGUCAUGAAAUCCAAAUAUACGAGGAGGUAGCCAAAAUGCCUCCCUUCCAGAGAAAAACAUUGGUAUUGAUAGGAGCUCAAGGUGUGGGACGAAGAAGCUUGAAAAACAGGUUCAUAGUGUUGAAUCCCACUAGAUUUGGAACUACAGUGCCAUUUACUUCACGGAAACCAAGGGAAGAUGAAAAAGACGGUCAAGCAUAUAAAUUUGUGUCACGGUCUGAGAUGGAAGCAGAUAUUAAAGCUGGAAGAUAUUUGGAACAUGGGGAAUAUGAAGGAAAUCUCUAUGGAACCAAAAUCGAUUCUAUUCUUGAAGUUGUCCAAACUGGACGAACUUGUAUUUUGGAUGUCAACCCACAAGCCCUGAAAGUGCUGAGGACUUCUGAGUUCAUGCCCUAUGUUGUAUUUAUUGCUGCUCCAGAACUAGAGACAUUACGUGCCAUGCACAAGGCGGUGGUGGAUGCUGGUAUCACUACUAAGCUUUUGACGGACUCUGACUUGAAGAAAACAGUGGACGAAAGUGCACGGAUUCAAAGAGCAUACAACCACUAUUUCGAUUUGAUCAUCGUAAACGACAAUCUAGACAAAGCCUUUGAGAAGCUACAAGCUGCCAUAGAGAAGCUGAGAAUGGAGCCACAGUGGGUCCCAAUCAGCUGGGUUUACUGAUGAUUCAAUAAGGUUCAUAAUGGAAAUAAAACUUUUUAAAAGUAACUGCAACAAAUAAGCCUUCUACUGAGAAAAUACAUGCACAGAUAGAAGAUAUCUGCCAAGUUCAGGCAUUUUUAUUGUGUAGAUUGAAAUACCAGUACACUAUUCUGAAUUUUUAUAUAAAAUGUGGUUGGGAAGGUGUACUAAUAUAUAAUUUAUCUUAAUUUUUCUAACUUUUUAUGGAUAACCUUUCUAUUCAUACCACAUAAAGAAAUGCGUUGAAGCAUUUUGUAUAUGUUUUGAUUUAGUACCCUUGCCUUUUUCAUCAAAGGAAUUUUCAAAGCCUUCAUUCUUGCAUUGGUCUCCCAUUUUCACUGUGAUAAUGAAUACUUGAAAUAGUUUUGUAAAUCUGUCCUUUAGUUCAGUAUUUAACUAGUGAAGGGUCAGUUACUCUUUAUUAGGAGAAAAUAGUAGUCGUUGGCCUUCUUUCCUAAUACAGGUUCUUAAAGAAACAGAACUAUAAUGUUCAUACCUUCCAAGUCUGACAUCAGAAGUCUGCUCAACGCUACAUGGUUUCGUUAUUUCAGAGAUAUAUGGCUAUCCAUUCUAAUUUAAGCAGAUACAAUGUUUUUUUUCCCUUCUUUUCCAUCUUGAGGGAAAAAGUGAAGAGCAAUACUUCGCCCUCUCAUUUGUUGCCAUGACAGGCUGAUACUAAGUGAAUGUGUACACAGCAAGCAAGGCCAUGCAGGGUAAGAGAGUGCCUUAUCCUGUAACACCUAACACAGCAAAAUGACACAUAAAGUUGAUUUAUUUUCACAUGUAGAAAUUUGACUGACAAAAAUGAACCUACUGCUUUCAACAGUUUUUUAUUAGGAUAUGGUCAGCAAAUGUAUCAUGCCUUUGCAAAUUCCUGUGAUGCUUUAAAAUGCCUCUAAGUUUGCAAGUGGGGGAUUUUCUGAACAAUCAGCAUGCUUUUUGAAGUGUGAUGUGAUUGUUAGAAUACUUGUUAAAUCUUUUGUGUUAAGAACCAAAUCCAUUGAACAACUUAGGAGAUUUGGAAAUAACUGUCAGCUGUCUUACCUAUAUAUAACAUAUACAUUAUAUAAUAUGUACAUUGUAUGUAUUAUAUAAUAUACAUUAAAUAAGGUUUUAUAUAUUUUUUUACAUUUCUGUUAGGAAAUGCACUUUUUUGUUUAGUAAUUAGGAAAACAGCCUCUCUUUUAGAGGUAUUAAUGUACUCAGAUUUUUAAAAUUUGUCUCAGUAUCUUCCUUUAGGAUUCUUGGAUGGUAUAAAUUCUUCCUCAAACAUAUUCAGAGAUGUAGCUCAUCAUUUAACUAAGUUAUGUUGUUUUAUGUUGCUGCCAGCUUUUCACAGGGACAGUAUUCAUACCUACAGGGUUAGAUGCUUGUGGUCAUCUUUGUCCAUGGUAGGCAUCAGGCACCUGGCUGUUAAUUUUUCUCCUCAGCAAAGCUGUCACAUGGAACACUAGCCAGGAGGGCUUAGAAGGAAGAGAAAAUACCUGGCAAUAAGCAGUUAUGCACACAUUGCUUUAAAUCUUCUUCACAAUGAAACAGCCAAGCUGCUGUAUUGUUAAGAUUGGAAAUGUAUAGGUUUUUUUUUUAUUCUAGAGUUUCAUAUCCAGAACACAAAUUCAUGUUCUUUGUCCUAGGAUAGGGAAUAGUUAGAAUAGAAUUCUCCUCUAGUUAGGCUCCUCAAAGCAACCUGAAUCAAAGCACAGUGUCAAGGUAAUGUCUUAUGAUUUAGUGUUUCAACACACUGUAAAUUUUCAGGAAAUGUGCUGUCUUCUGCGCAGAGCCUCUUUGAACAGCUUUGGGAUCAUCGUAGCAGCACAAGAAGCGUAUCCACAAAAUAUUUCAACUGUCUUCACAUAAUGGAGAUGAUUUUUACAUCAUCUAUAUUUUUAGCCUUAUCCUAGGGUUUAAAAUGCAUAUUAUUUAGAAAAUAGUCCAUACUUAAAGGAAUUAUUUCUAUUAUAAAUGGUAUUCAUGACUAGUUAAUAUACACUAGAUCCCCCAUAAUAUAAAAGGAAAUAAUGCUGUUUAGUUUAUCUCAGUCCAGAUGCCAGAACUGAAGAGAAUAAAUUCAGAAAAGGUCACUGUAUCUCAAUAGAGUCAUUGGACUUGAAACUGAAGUCCCAUCUGAGUUUGCAGGACCCGGUAGAGCUCUACUGGGGCAAGGAGUCCCAGAGGCCCUAGGAUUCUCCCAAGGCAAUGAGAGUAUCGUUGUAAUCAAUGAAGUAUGAACUUCUCUUGUGGGAAAUAUCUAAAAUAAUUAGCUUUACUGAAGAGAAAACGGUUUAAAGUGAUGCUAAACAAUUGGUAAUAGUUAAAAUACAAAUGCACAUGCAAAUUGCCUUUGGGAAACAUGUGCCAAUACAUUAAUGCACCCAAGGAUGCUUUGUGACCAGAAGAGUGUCCACAUUCAGCAUUCAGGGCAUGACUGUUUAUAUACAACUAAAUAUUAUAUAUAUAUAUGUUUUUUAUUUUCAAAUGUACAAAUACCCCUAGAGGUGAUGUUCCUGGAUAAGUCAUGUAACAGUAUAACUAGUGGAAUAUAUGUGAUGCACUACAAGUAGAGUUUCACUUUUACUCCAGCCAUGUCUUGAUUAUGUAGUCUUAAUUUCUGUUUGAUAUUUGUAUAUUAUCAAAUAUCCAAUACAUCAGGACUUUUACUUUUGCCAAUUCUUAACUAUACAAUUGUUGAACAUAGCUUUCUAAAAUAGAAAUCUUACCAUAAACCCAGUAUGACUACAGCAAUAGUAGCCUGAACCCUAGAUUCUUAGAAUCUAGUAAAUUUGCUUAUAAUAGCUUAUCAGGACAAGUUUUCUUUAAAAGAGCAAAUUGGUUAUUAACACAAAUUUAGGAAAUAAUGCAAAUUAGCAAUAAAAUACAAUAGUGUAGCAUUAUAGAUUAUGGCCAGAUACUAACUGCUUUGACCACACUAUCCCAAUGACAAUAAAAGAUGAUCUUUGCUUUAAAAAUUCACUAAAUUGGUACUUACUGCUAGACAAAACGGUAAGUGUCAUAAUCCGGUGAUUGGAGUUGAUUUUCAAGAUGGAUAGCCAUGGAGUUAGGUACAGUUAUUUUGAACUGAUAAAUAUUAACCAUAAAAGUUUUGAAAAUUUGUCAAAAUUGUGCUCUACUUAACAUUGUACUUUUAUGACUUCUGAAACAACACCCCAUUUUCCAGAAAUCACAGGCUAGGGAGCCAAUAAUUUUGUAGUAAUGAAUCUUUAUACUAAAUAUGGAAAAAGAAAUCCUGAACUUUUAUGUACAUAUAUAGGUCAUUUUAUAAAUGUCUGAGUCACCAUAUAUAUAAUAUAUAUACAGCCAUAUGUAUAAUAAUGUAAAAUUCUCCCCAAAUACAUGAAUAAUAAAACUAAAUAUGGUCACCCAUGUAACUGUAGCUAGUGAUCUUAAAUGUUUACGCCCAAAUUCUUAGACAUUCUGAAACCUUUUUCACAUUGUUUUAUAAGGCUCUAGUUUUACCUUGAGGCAGAUACUAAUCUCCUUUCUGAAAAAUAUGAAAUUAAGCUCAGAAAAUUAUUAUAACUUAAUUUCUUUAAGCAAAAAGGACAGAGUUCUAGAUGGCAACCUCUUAGGAAAUACUUAUUUAAACUUUAAAUGAAUUCGUGAUAUGGUUCAGGCUUAGAGAUUAUGGUAACUGCCCUCCUCUUGUUCCAGUGGAUUUGCUGUGAGAAUUCAUGUAAUAACAUCUGUAAUGUAUUUUAAGUUCUUGAGCAAAAUUCAGUAUUUUAAAUAAUGGGAUUAUUGUAUAUAUAAAAGUGAAUAUUCACUAACUUUCUAAGAAUACAGUCAACUAAUAAAUCAGCAUCAUUUUUUGAGUAUGCAUUGUAUAUCUGAAGAAUAACAAUUCUGUAAUUCUUUAAGGUAAGAUUAUUUUUAAAUUACAUUUUUGUUAGCCUCAAGUUUUAUUUUUUAAUAUGUCCUAUAAUUCAUUAUGUUACCUUUGUGUUCCUGGAAUGAUUUAGUGCACAGAAACAGAAAUGUCUUUAAUAUACUAAAAAGUGAAGGAAUGAUAUCUCAUUUCUAAGGUAAGAAUUUUAAAGCAUGGUUUGUACCACUUCCGUAGUACAUUGCACUACUUUCUUUAAUCUCUUUUGUUAAAAAUAGAAAUGGUGUACAUCUACUAGCUGAGAUCCUAAUUCUGACUCUGACCAUGCGACCUUUGAUAAAAUUUAUAUUUCCCUUUACUUUUAAUAUUCCACCCGUUAAAUAAGGCUAGCUUAAUAUUUGUCUUCACAUUAAAUUACAAGAAGUAAUUUGUAACUCUGAUGUGAUGAAUGCUAGACUGGAAAAUCCUUAUUAGGCUACUUUAUUUAUUAUAUGUAUUCACUUAUAUUGAGGUUGUUUAUCUUUUGGUUCAUUUAAAAUGUAUCUCUUCAGAGGUAGUAUAAUGAAUGGUACACACCAUUCGAGAAUCCUACCUCUAAUUUUAAAACAGCUCUGAGGAGGGUCUGUUCUCUCUUGUGGCCUUGGUCAGGAGGUCCAUUUUAGUUUAGAACCCCACUCUCAGUCUAAACCUUUAACAAAAUCUUGUUACUCACAAAUCAAAUAAAAUUUAAGCAAUCCAGUACUCUGACAUCCAAGAAAUUCUGAACUUUGGCCCUUAAAGCUGCCCUACCUUAGUUCUUAUGCCUGAAAUUUACCACUGCAGCCCUAUUGUUUAACCCAUAGUAUUAAGUUUCGAAGGCAUCUGUUUCUUUAUAGGGAGAACUGUUGUUAAGGUCCAAUUAGUGGACCUUGAAUCUGACAUGAAGACAUCUAAGUUGCAUUCUCUUUUUAAUUGCUUCACGGCCGCUGGCUGAUAAUGCAGUGCUGUGAUAAAUCUGACUUGCCUCCACACACCAAAGUCAGCCAGAAGUGACUGUUCCUUCCCUUUUUUUCCCCUACCAGUUUUUCCUGUUUUCUAAUUCCCAGCACAAACUGAA